AAAGCUAAUAAAAACAACAGUUCCACUAAAGUACGGGCUCUGCUGCUUGCUAAGCGUUCAGACAGCGAUUGCGAGAGUGCGAGAGAGCAAAGAGGAGAGAGCAAUAAUAAUGAAAAAGGGAAAAGUGAGCUCCGCGAAUCAAAAAACUCAACUUUGCCUGGUCCAAGCAUGCACAAACCGCAACAGCCAGCGUAAUCGUAACUCGGUCAGUUAGUUGACAGACAUUGCCUGGUCUCGUGUACCACCCCAAGUCCGGAGCAGAGCACAGCAGAGCAGAACAGAACAGAACGGAACAGAACAGAACAGCAAAAGUAACUGUAAAUAGUUUUCAUAAUCUGAUUUAAGGCCGGUACAAGUGCGAGACGUUCGACACGAUGCAGUUUGUUGCCACUGAGCACCAGCAUAGGCGCCUGAACCCCCUCACCGGAACAUGGGUACUCGUGUGCCCCCAUCGCACGCAACGUCCCUGGUCGGGACAGCAGGAGAAGGCGCAGAAGAACGAACUUCCCGACUUCGAUCCCACCAAUCCCCUUUGUCCUGGCGUUACGCGACCCAACGGAAUUCAAACGCCUACUUACGAGGGUACCUACGUCUUUGAGAACGACUUUCCGGCCUUGGUGGAGCAGGUGCCGGCUCCACCCAACAGCGAUGAUCCCCUGUUCCAGAUAGCUCCAGCGCGGGGCAAUUGUCGCGUCAUGUGCUUCCAUCCCAAGUCAAAUCUCACCUUGCCCACGAUGACGGCCGCGGAAAUUGUCGUUGUUAUCAACGAAUGGAUCAAUCAAUUCAACGAGCUGAGCUCGAAGUAUGCCUGGGUGCAGAUAUUCGAGAACAAGGGGUCUGCCAUGGGCUGCUCGAAUCCCCAUCCGCAUUGCCAGAUCUGGUCGUGCUCGUUUCUGCCCACAGAACCGCAACUGAAGCAGGAGCGACUGCGUGCCUACUAUGCCACAAACGACAGGCCACUGUUGAGCGACUAUGUGGAGCGGGAACUGCAACGCAGAGAGCGCAUUGUGAUCGAGAAUCCCGACUGGCUGGUUGUGGUGCCCUUCUGGGCCACCUGGCCCUUCGAAACGAUGCUCAUCUCGCGGAACAACAACAAGCGCAUCAAUGACCUGACUGUGGAUCAACGCUACAAUCUGGCUGUGACCAUCAAGGAGCUGACCACCAAAUAUGACAAUCUUUUCCAAUGCUCGUUCCCUUACUCCAUGGGCUGGCAUGGUGCACCGACGGGACCGGAACAUGCCCAUGCCUCCAGCGCCCAUUGGACGCUACAUGCCAUCUACUAUCCCCCGCUGCUGCGCUCGGCAACGGUACGCAAGUUCAUGGUUGGAUUUGAACUCUUGGCGAUGGCUCAGCGGGAUCUCACGCCCGAGCAGGCGGCCCAAAAACUUCGAGAAGUUGAUGGAAAGUGUCAUUACCUAGAGAAAUGAGUUCCCACAACCCUUGCGCACUCGACUUUCAUUUAAUCGCCAGACGGCUGUCGGUAGUUAGAACCAUUAUAUAUACAUAUGAAUUGUGCAACAAACAAGGGAACAAAAUCUCAUAAAAGUAAAUACUAAAAAAAAGUUACGAUUGAAAAUAAAACGUUCUAGAAUAAAGUUUCGACUGUAUUCAGGGGA
This is a messenger RNA of Drosophila pseudoobscura, 1616 nucleotides long. RefSeq names its product Galactose-1-phosphate uridylyltransferase (gene Galt). The record is from RefSeq and is a predicted model, not a curated record. Gene Ontology annotation, biological process: beta-D-galactose catabolic process via UDP-galactose, Leloir pathway. The coding region runs from base 375 to 1427 and encodes 350 amino acids. Lineage: Eukaryota; Metazoa; Arthropoda; Insecta; Diptera; Drosophilidae. Gene Ontology annotation, cellular component: cytoplasm. Gene Ontology annotation, molecular function: UDP-glucose:hexose-1-phosphate uridylyltransferase activity; zinc ion binding. The transcript has 4 exons.